This is a messenger RNA of Aspergillus pseudonomiae, 1134 nucleotides long. RefSeq lists its product as uncharacterized. The transcript has a single exon. The record is from RefSeq and is a predicted model, not a curated record. The coding region runs from base 1 to 1134 and encodes 377 amino acids. Lineage: Eukaryota; Fungi; Ascomycota; Eurotiomycetes; Eurotiales; Aspergillaceae.
AUGUACGAUAUAAUGGUGGUCCUGACCUUUCUCGUGGUCUUGAUUGCAGGCGUAUUCGGCUUUGUGCCUGAAAAGGGUGGCUUGCAAUACGAACGCCUGGUAAGCAAUGGUUGUCAUAUUGAACGUUCAACGGUGCUAACUAUCCUACUUUCACAGACUAACCCGAUCCCACUAACUCAUGACCUCAGAGAUUCGCAAGCUGUCAAUCGGGCAGCAACCAAUUCGUGGUGGUCAUCAUCCUUCGUCCACGCAUCAGACGACCAUGAAUACUUGAUCGUUGCCCACGUCGUUUUGCGGGAUCUGAAUGUCUCGACAGCGCUACUGCGUGCCUCUACCCUAGACAUCAAUGACACAGAAUAUUACCGACAGGUCAGUUGGCUAUACAACGGAUCUAGUAGGCCUCUUCACGCACACAAUGAGCCUCCUGGCGUGGCUACGAAAUAUUUCGGAUUUGUGUCUGUGGAUCCAGACAAUCCUCUGGACAGAAUGCGUAUUUGGUGUAUCACUGAGCGCGUUGAGUUGAACCUCACCUUUCAGUUGUCUGCUCCUGUCAUCUUGAAUGGAGGUACUGGGACAUUUCCGUUUGGCGAUGAGGCUACGUUUCAAUGGUCAAUGCCUGCCGGGAUUACCGAUGGUCAUUUUACUGUCAAUAGAAAGUUUCUCACUAUUGACUCUGCUCGCUCUUUGACCUGGUACGAUCGUCAACUCAUGUGGCCGACGAGUGGACCGUCGAAAUCGAACUGGACGUGGUUUGAAAUACACCUCAGUGAGCAGACAAUGUCUAUCUGGGCUUGGGAUACCGUUGAUGGACAGCGCGUCCGGUUUGCAACGGUCAGGGGUGAGCCAGGAAUACACCAAGUGCUUGCCGUCACUGAGUUCACACCGUCAAGCCGCCAGUGGACUUCCCCCUGUUCUAAGGCUAGCUAUUCUCUUGAUUGGGUUGUGGCUCUGGCUGAUGGAACAACGCUGGAACUAUCCAGUGUUCGCGAUGACCAAGAGUUGUGCGACGAGGAAGGAACUAUUGCAACGUAUGAAGGAUACCUUAACGUGGCCGGCACCCGGGGUGGCCACCCUAUUUCCGCGUACGGGUUGGUUGAGAUAGUGCCAGCAGGCAUGAUAAAGAAGCCAAGUUGA